CUGCAAAAAGUUUAGAACCACUGUUGUAAGUGAUCGAGAAAUCUAGGAGCCAACACACUGUGUAGACGAGUUCACGGUCCCCUAGUGGACGUCACGUGAUCUCCCACAGGUUGGUGUGUCUGCAAACCACGAAUACAAGUCUUCAGCACUAAGACCAGCACAAAACAAGUUACACCAUGUCAACCCCAGCUCACAAGCAGCAGAAGGACUCAGAAAUUAAAGCUCUAAUCUUCGAGGUGACGUUCUACGCCGUGUUCCUGGUGUGUUUUCUGUCCAUGUCAUUCAGCGCCCGAGACCCACGCGCAUUUAUUUAUCAUCGAACUACGUCACAGCUGGUUACAGAUGACGCAGUUAGAGAGCAGGUUCUGACCUCCUAUGACAUCUGGAAGUGGGCCCACAAGAAGCUGCUGAAGUUUUUGUAUGUCGAGCUAGACUGGCGUGGUACUCGGCUGGAACCAGCAUCAAAACUGGUCUCAACACAUGCGUCCUACAGGCUUGGCCCCAUUCGUCUUAGGCAGCACCGGGUGGCCCACGAUUUUUGCACUUCUGCCUCCAAUUUUCUGCACCUGAAUGUCACAUGCUGUCCCAGCUGGUCACAGGCUGACCGGGAGUGGACACACUACGGCCACGGCUGGGCUAAAUACCAGGAACAAAGAGAGCUAACCCACACAGCUUCACCAGUGAACGACAGCUAUAGCCCAGCUUCAACAGUGAACGAGAGCAUAAGCUCACUCUAUUCAAAAUACUACAGUACCGCUUGGAAAUACCAGACGUGGUCAGAUAUCGGCGGUCUGCCCAUUACUGGUGCCCUGGGCGUGUACCCGCCAGGUGGUUAUGCCCUGGAUGUGGUGGGCACAAAAGCUGAAGCAGCCGCAGCCUUCGAGUACCUGGAGGAGAGCGCGUGGAUAGACCAUAAGACACGUGUGGUCAUCUUUGAAGUCAGCAUCUACACGGCCAACCUGGAUAUGUACGCCAUGAUCACCGCUCUCUUUGAGUUUCAUCAAGCGCACCUGGCGGCGGGGAACAUUCACAUUCACCCAUUCAGGUUGUACCGCUAUUCUGAAGACUACCCAGUGACGAGGAUGGCUUGUGAAGCUUUUGUCUACGCCUCUCUCCUCUUCUUCUGGGCCCGGCAUCUUUACUUCAUCUGCAAGCAGGGCGUCGGCUACUUUAAGCACAUGUGGAACCUACUGGAGGCUUUGAACCUUUUGACCUCCACGUCAGCCAUCGCCCUCUCAGUCGGUCGAAACAUUGUAUCCGAUGACGUCACCAAGGUGGUCAUCAAGGACGAAGGACACUUCUACAACUUUCAAACGCUGGCCAUGUGGGAGCUGCUCACUGGAUAUCUGUCCGGGUUCGCAUGUUUCCUGUCGAGCGUGCAGGUCUUGAACCUGCUACGGUUUAACCGACGAAUGUCCGUGCUCGGUGUCACCAUGGGGCUGGCGGCAGAUGACCUCUGGCCGUUCUCGCUGGUCUUUACCAUAGUCCUGAUAGCCUUCGCGUCAUCCUGCCAUCUGGUGUUUGGCCCGUGGCUACGGGGCUACAAGACAUUGGUUGACACGUACGAGAGCUUGCUGCAAAUGGCGCUGGGACAACUAGAGUAUCAGAGUCUGCAUGGAGUAAACAACAUCUUUGCGCCUGUCUAUAUCUUCCUCUACUCCAUAUUUAUCAUCCACCUGCUGCUGAACAUUCUCAUCACCAUCCUCGUGGACUCCUAUGCUGUGGUGCGAAAAGACAACCAGCCCAAUGAUUACGAAUUAAUUGAUUACAUAAUAGGAAGGGUGACCGGCUUUCUUUGGAGCUACAGCCCCUUUCGCCGCGUGUGGGCUUGUGCACAUUACAUGGGAAUAUUGAGGUCCAAAAAACCCAGCAGCAAGCGAAGAGUGAGUAAGAAACGCCAGGAAAAACGGCUGUCGUUUCCUCAUUUGAUGAUGUUGUACAAGGAGGCAACAGACGGCAUGGAGAGGGAGAGAGCCAUCACCAGCAGACUAUACGCCAGAUGGAAUCAGGUGGAAGAAAUAGUAAACCGGAUGUGGGGAGACAUGGACACGUCACCAGCAUGGAACACGGAGGUCAAGGCCAGGGGCGCACGCGCAAAAAUUUCAUGCGAGGUUGAGGUGGACAUUGCAAUAAGAAAAUCUCAGGAAGGUAAAGGCAGCGAUCAGAUAGCUGACCACAAAGACGAGAAAGAUAAACUCUAUGAUCUGAAAGCUAAACUCUUUGAGAAAAUUGAUCAUCAGAAACCUCCAAGAUGUAUGUGCAAGAAGCCUGAUGACCUAGUUAUCUUAAGAAAGACCAGGCUCAACUCCUCAGGUGCCAGUCUGGAUGAGUCCGGGCGCUGGCUGGACGCGAGUACUUCAGAGGUGCCGCUGUUGGACGUGAGUUCUCUCUCAUGCUACAGUGGGUCUGGUACCGGCUGCUACAGCGGGUCUGGUACCGGCUGGACUGGUCCCAGCGGCCAGGACGGGAAGGGGCGGGCUUUCUCUCUCCACCCUGCUGGGGCUGAGGGCGACUCGCCAGCCUGGGUCCUGACGUCAUCUCGUCUCCUGUCCCCAGAAUCAUCACGUGACCUGUCGUUGUCCACUGAAUUGGACUUGACCACCAGCAGUGACGUCGCACUUCUCAGUCCCACUGGACAGUCCCAGCAAACAUGUUUGUAGGCCACACCAAAUGUUUGUUGGCCACACCAAACAUGUUUGUUGGCCACACCAAAUGUUUGUAUGCGACAACUAACGUGUUUGUAGGCCACACCAAAUGUUUGUUGGCCACACCAAACAUGUUUGUUGGCCACACCAAACAUGGAAGUCUUUGUCUUUUUUCCCCAGUUCUUCUUGUAUGUGCUUUAUGUAUGUCUGGUUGUUUUUUGUAUGUCUGGUGUGUGUUUAAAGCUUUAGUAAAACAGCAGCAGUAAUGUAGCGUAUAUGGGGGUUCAUUCAAGUUACAAGCAAAGAAUUUUCUAACAACUAACAUUGUCAACAUUCAAACCCGAGGUCAAAGGAAUUAAACAUUAACAAAUAAUGCAACGAAAUAAAAAACAAAUCAAUGUCUUCUUUAAUGAAAUUCUACAUUGAAAAUGUAAUAAAAUGUGAAGAACCUAUGUCAUUAUUGAAU
Molecule: messenger RNA, 3111 nt
Organism: Physella acuta
Lineage: Eukaryota; Metazoa; Mollusca; Gastropoda; Physidae
Product: polycystin-2-like protein 1
Biological process (GO): detection of mechanical stimulus
Cellular component (GO): membrane
Molecular function (GO): calcium ion binding; calcium channel activity
Source: RefSeq, a predicted model, not a curated record